Messenger RNA from Prosopis cineraria, 2483 nucleotides. RefSeq names its product ATP-dependent RNA helicase SUV3, mitochondrial. The transcript is spliced from 17 exons. Gene Ontology annotation, biological process: mitochondrial RNA 3'-end processing; RNA catabolic process. Gene Ontology annotation, cellular component: mitochondrial degradosome. Gene Ontology annotation, molecular function: hydrolase activity, acting on acid anhydrides; RNA helicase activity; ATP binding. The record is from RefSeq and is a predicted model, not a curated record. The coding region runs from base 504 to 2312 and encodes 602 amino acids. NCBI's taxonomy places the organism in Eukaryota, Viridiplantae, Streptophyta, Magnoliopsida, Fabales, Fabaceae.
UGGAUGUGCGGGAGCCUGAAGUUCGGGAGCCAAGGUCGGCGGCAUCUGAGGAGGAAGAGGGGCUCUGGAUUCUAGAAUGUCAAUUAGAGGGCCAAAGGAAGAAGCUUUUUAGGAAUAUGAUACGCGAUGUCUAACCUUACCGUUGACCCUAUUCUUUUAUUUGACUUUCCUCUGAAAAUCUCUCUCUUCUAGCUUCUACGCUCACUCGAGAUAAUAUCUUUUCCAUUCUAUCACCUUUCCGACAAUCAUGGCAUCAUACAUUUUUCGACGGAGAAUAUCAUCUUUUGGGGUUUCUCGCACUUCGCACGCGACAUUGUCAAAAGUGGGGUCUCAUGGCCACAAAACAACCUGCUACUUGAAGAGUAGGCACUUUAAGACCCAGUCACCCACCCUUGUGUAGGGACUACAAGUGUCUUGAUCAAAGGUGGAAUAGAAUCUUCGACUCAUUACAACUUAUGCUGGUGAUAAAAUUUGAGAGACGUUUUCAUUAGUCUGGCAACUUGAUGAGAAGUACAAGGCUCAUGAUUGCUAAUUGUUUAUGGAAUACUGAAAAGAUUCUACUACUAGAUGUGAUCGAUGGAGCAUUUUCCACUUUUUCCCCCAACUUAAAAGUUCGAACAGUUUCUUGGUUUUUCGUCCUGUAUCACAUGUUUGUAUUUGGUAACGAAGACCAUUUUCAUCUAUAUUUUAAAUACAAGUUUGGAUGUUUUAGUAGUGCUUCAAACAGGAUACAGCCGUACAGCAGACUCAAUGAUACCACGGGGAUUGAUUUGACUGACUUAACUCGUCCUCAUACGUGGUACCCGCUAGCCCGCAAGAAACAGCGCAGAGUUAUAUUGCAUGUUGGUCCCACAAAUAGUGGUAAAACCCAUCAUGCUCUGAAGCAACUUGAGUCAAGUUCUUCUGGCGUGUAUUGUGGUCCUUUAAGAUUGCUGGCAUGGGAGGUAUCGAAACGGUUGAAUAGGGCAAAAGUUCCUUGUGAUCUCAUUACUGGUCAAGAACGUGAGGAAGUUGAAGGUGCAAAACACAAGGCUGUGACAGUUGAGAUGGCUGAUGUAACAUCCAAGUAUCAUUGUGCCGUUAUUGAUGAAGUACAGAUGUUGGGGUGUAAAAUGAGGGGCUUUUCAUUUACACGUGCUUUAUUAGGAAUAGCUGCAGAUGAACUUCACCUUUGUGGUGAUCCAGCUGCUGUUCCUCUCAUUCAGGAGAUACUGAAAGUUACUGGAGAUGAGGUUGAGGUUCAAUAUUACCAGAGAUUGUUACCUUUAGUUCCAUUAAAGACUCCUCUUGGAUCUUUCUCUAACGUGCAAAAGGGUGAUUCCAUUGUUACCUUUUCACGUAAGGGGAUAUACAGGUUGAAGAAGAGAAUUGAGAAUGAAGGAAAGCAUCUUUGCUCGGUAGUUUAUGGCUCACUGCCACCAGAGACUCGAACAAGGCAGGCAACCAUGUUUAAUGAUGCAAGUAGUGAGUUUGAUGUUCUUGUGGCCAGUGAUGCCAUCGGAAUGGGUCUUAAUCUGAACAUUUCUCGGAUUGUAUUUUCAACUAUGAAGAAGUUUGAUGGCUUUGAGAUGCGCUAUCUUACUGUACCUGAAAUCAAGCAGAUUGCAGGGAGAGCUGGUAGAUAUGGGUCCAAGUUUCCCAUUGGGGAAGUAACAUGCUUAGAUGCAGAGGAUCUACCCUUGCUUCAUUCGUCAUUAAAUUCUCCAUCCCCCACAUUAGAGCAUGCUGGGAUACUUCCUCCAUAUGAUCUCAUGCAUAUACAUUCACGUUUACACCCCAAAGAUAGUUUCACACAGAUACUGGAGUAUUUUUUAGACAAUGCCAAAUUAUCAGAAAAUUAUUUCAUUGUUAAUUGCGAAGAAUUAUUGAAGGUCGCUGCUAUUAUUGAUGAGUUCCCACUUGGAUUGCAUGAAAAAUAUCUCUUUUGUAUAAGUCCAGUUGACAUAGAUGAUGAAAUUUCAUCUCAAGGCCUUACACAGUUUGCGGAGACUUAUGCGAAGAAAGGCCUUGUUCGACUUCGGGAAAUAUUUACGCCCGGUACACUUAAGGUGCCUAAAACACCAUCUGCUCUUGAGGAACUUGAAUCUAUCCACAAGGUCUUGGAUCUCUAUGUUUGGUUAAGUUUUCGACUGGAAGAUUCUUUCCCAGACCGCGAACUAGCUUCAUCACAAAAGGCCAUCUGCAGCAUGUUGAUUGAGGAGUUUCUGGAAAGGUUUGGGUGGCAGAAGCCUAAUGCAUCAAGGUUGUCAAAGCGUACCACUAAUAGCAACAUGUCUUCCCUCCUGUCACAACAUAUGAGGCCUUAUUUGUAAAUUCACUUCGGGGCUGUGGUGGUGGGCCCCACUCCUGGUCUUUCAUUUUUAAACCUUGUAGAUUAAUCAUUUUUCUUAAAAAAAAAAAUUGUUCAAUCUGUUGAAACUUGUAAAUUCAAACACUCCAUCUUAUAUUUCUUAAGAAGAAAUCUAGGCCACUCGUUCCCCAAA